CCUCCCGUUCGUCCAGACGCCGGCGUGCGGCCCAGAUCCACCGGCGCACGUCAGUACGUCACGUCGUCGCCGCGCGGGACUGGAUCAGGGGAAAUAGUAGUAGCACUCCGGCUUCCGGGGGGAUCUAGCCAGCGCCAGCGCGCGCCCACGACCGAGUACACGACACGACAGGUGUUGGUGGGGUGGCCCGGCCGAGUACUACCUUUCCCCCUCCGCUUCGCUAGCUCUGCUCUCGGUUGCCGCCGCCACGCGCCCGCCCGCUCAACCGCCGCUCGUCGCCCCUAGUCGCCACAGCCGGCCGCUCACCCGCCGGGACGAGCCCGUCCGGCCGCGAGCUGCCCCGACCCGACCCGGCCCGGCCCGGCGCCUCUGCCGUGUAGCUCUCCUCCUCGGCCCUUGGUGUGACGGGAUAACCAUAAAUUUGGGUGGAAUUCACAGUGUACCUGCACGCUGCACGCCAUGUCGGCGAGGCGGCAUUUCGCUGUGUUCACCACAGCGAGCCUUCCAUGGAUGACGGGGACUUCCAUCAAUCCAUUGUUCCGGGCAGCUUACCUUGCGAAGGAUGGGAGCAGAGACGCCACCUUGGUGAUCCCCUGGCUUUCUCUAAGGGACCAAGAGUUGGUUUACCCUACCAAGAUUGUGUUCGAUUCGCCGUUGGAGCAAGAGGGUUAUGUUCGUCGCUGGAUUGAGGAGAGGGUCGACUUCAGGCCAUCAUUCAGCAUCAACUUCUACCCUGCUAAGUUUUCUAAAGAAAUGAGAAGCAUUCUACCUGUUGGGGAUAUCACAGAAUGCAUUCCAGAUGAAAUGGCCGAUAUUGCUGUUCUAGAGGAGCCCGAGCAUCUAAAUUGGUACCACCAUGGGCGAAGAUGGAAAAAUAAGUUCAGACAAGUGAUAGGUGUGAUCCACACAAACUAUCUAGCAUAUGUGAGAAGAGAAAAGAAUGGACAAGUGAUUGCCUGUUGCCUCAGAUAUGCAAACACUUGGGUUACCCGAAUUUAUUGCCACAAGAUAAUCAGACUAUCAGGUGCCACUCAAGAUUUACCCAAAUCUGUUGUAUGCAAUGUCCAUGGUGUGAAUCCAAAAUUUCUUGAAGUUGGCAGGCUAAAAUUGAAGCAGCUGCAGAAUGGAGAGGCAGCCUUCACAAAAGGGGCCUACUACAUUGGGAAGAUGGUGUGGAGUAAGGGUUAUAGGGAGCUUCUUGACCUUCUGUCCAAAUAUCAGAGCAGGUUAAGUGAUCUUGAAGUAGAUUUAUAUGGUAGUGGAGAAGAUUCAGAUGAAAUCCGAGAAUCUGCAGAGCGCUUAAGUUUGGCUGUAAAUGUUCACCCUGGUCGUGAUCAUGCAGAUCCAUUAUUCCAUGACUAUAAAGUGUUCAUCAACCCCAGCACAACAGAUGUGGUCUGCACGACCUCAGCUGAGGCCCUUGCAAUGGGAAAAAUUGUUAUAUGUGCCAAUCACCCUUCAAAUGAGUUCUUCAAGCAGUUCCCCAACUGCCGUAUCUACAACAACGAUGAAGAGUUUGUACAAGUCACACUGAAUGCUCUAGCAGAGCAGCCUACUCCAUUAACAGAUAUGCAGAUGUAUGACUUGUCGUGGGAGGCAGCAACCGACAGAUUCAUGGAGGCUGCUGAGAUUAACCUUCCUACAGCAGAGCCAAGAAUCCAGCAAGCAUCCAAGACAUACUUCCCCACUUUUCUAAGGACUCGUAAACUGAAGCAAAGUUUGGAGGAUGCAUCAGUAUACCUGCACCAAGCACUCUCAGGGCUGGAGGUCACCCGUUGCGCCUUUGGUGCUGUUCCAAAGACGCUGCAACCCGAUGAGCAGCUGCGCAAAGAUCUUGGCUUGGCUUCUCCCCCAAAGAGAAAAAAGCAGAAACAAAAGCUGAUGACGUGACACUGCAAGUUCGGCCCCGAGCUCCUAGUUGAAUUGCAUAUUUGCCAUGCGUGUACAUUGUUCAAAAAUAUGGAUGAGUUAGUGGUUUUUGUUUCAUUAAUAUCGACUCCGACGGCUGUGUGCAAGGUAGGGUACAAUGUAAUGUAGAUUGGGUGUUUUUGUGUGAGGGGGAAAUAGUCUGCCGAGAGUGUUGUAAUUCUGGCAUCGGCGUGCGCUUUUCUUCGGUUCUGUGUGAGGUUUGUUGUUUGGCACAUUUUUGUCAUCCUCCAUGUACAUUAUUCCACGACCUGGAAGAGUUGGUGGCGCCUUUUCCAAUUUUUAUUUACUUGGA
This is a messenger RNA of Aegilops tauschii subsp. strangulata, 2221 nucleotides long. RefSeq names its product digalactosyldiacylglycerol synthase 2, chloroplastic. Gene Ontology annotation, cellular component: chloroplast outer membrane. Gene Ontology annotation, molecular function: digalactosyldiacylglycerol synthase activity. The record is from RefSeq and is a predicted model, not a curated record. Lineage: Eukaryota; Viridiplantae; Streptophyta; Magnoliopsida; Poales; Poaceae. Gene Ontology annotation, biological process: galactolipid biosynthetic process.